This is a messenger RNA of Staurois parvus, 685 nucleotides long. The record is from the annotation of a GenBank genome assembly. NCBI's taxonomy places the organism in Eukaryota, Metazoa, Chordata, Amphibia, Anura, Ranidae.
AUGAGUGACUGUAACCAGAACCCCCGCCGCUGUCCCCACACUUUUGCCGGACGUGCAGGGGGAUGGACGCUGGAUGUCUAUGCACAAUCACUUUGUGUCAAGCAGCAAAGACAAGGAGCCUGAGGUCGUGUUCAUAGGAGAUUCUAAUGUCCAGCUGAUGCAUCAGUUCGAGAUUUGGAGGGAGCUCUUCUCCCCUCUGCACGCCCUGAACUUUGGAGGGUUGGGCGAGGGCACCCAGCAUGUGUUAUGGAGAAUGGAGAACGGGGAACUGGAACACAUCAAACCAAAGAUUAUUGUGCUUUGGGUGGGCACAUUCAACCAGGGAAACACUGCGGAGCAGAUUUCAGGGGGCAUUCAAGCCAUUGUCCGAUGCAUGCAGCAGAGGCAGCCUCAAGCUAAGGUCAUGGUGCUGGGUUUGCUGCUGCCACGAGGGAAAAACCGGAACCCCUUACGGGACAGGAAUAAGCAGGUGAAUGAGCUCCUAGCAGAAGCCAUGCCCUCAAUGCCCAACGCCAUGCUGUUGGAUGUGGAUCCUGGGUUUGUGCAUUCUGAUGGCACCAUCAGUCACAAUGACAUGUAUGAUUACCUUCACCUCAGCCGCCAGGGAUAUGCUCGCAUCUGUCAGCCUCUGUACAAAAAACUGCUGCAGCUGUUGGAGGGUAGAGGGGUGCCAGCUCAACACUAG